AUACAUAAAGUUGUAUGGUAUCAUGAUCAUGACUAAAAUAAAAUAAAAAAGCUACCAAAAGGGAUCAAGAGACAUUUUGAAUUUCCAAAGUGAACCCACAUAUUAAUCUAUAGAAAGCCUUCACAAGAAUAAAAAGAGAGGCUCAAAGCAAAAGAGAAAGAAAUUAAGCAUCAAAGCAAUAAGACUACAUUAAAAAAAUGUACCGGUUGAGCAACACAGUGAUAGGGUUCUUGAACCUCUUCACUCUCUUGGCUUCCAUACCUAUCAUCGGCGGAGGCCUAUGGAUGGCUCGAAGCAGCACCACCUGCGAGAGCUUCCUCCAAACCCCACUUCUUGUGAUUGGCUUUGUUGUCCUCAUAGUCUCUUUAGCAGGCUUCAUAGGCGCAUGUUUUCACGUGGCAUGGGCCCUUUGGGUCUACCUAGUUGUCAUGCUCUUCCUUAUAGCCACACUCAUGGGUCUCACCGUUUUCGGGUUUGUCGUCACCGGCCCUGGUGGCGGUGUCGAAGUCCCCGGUAGGGUAUACAAAGAAUACCAUCUUGAAAAAUACUCACCAUGGUUAACCAACAGGAUUAAGAAUCCUAAUUAUUGGAGUACCAUAAGGGGUUGUAUUUUCAGCUCCAAAACUUGUGCCAAGCUUUCUAUUUGGACCCCUUUAGAUUAUAUGGAAAAAGAUAUGAGUCCUAUACAAUCGGGUUGUUGUAAACCUCCAACGGCAUGUAACUAUAACGUGAUUGGAAGUAGUGCACAAGACCCAGAUUGUUACCGUUGGAACAACGCACAGAAUCUGUUGUGUUACGAGUGUGAUUCUUGCAAGGCUGGAGUGUUGGAAGAUAUUAGGAUCGACUGGCACAAGCUGUCAGUACUCAACAUCGUCAUGCUUGUCUUCCUAAUCGCUAUUUACUCCAUUGGUUGCUGUGCUUUUCAGAACACCAAACGUGCUGAGACCGAUUACCCUUACGGCGAAAACCACAUGAAGAGGGUCCGCCCUCGUUGGGAUUACUAUUGGUGGAGAUGGUGGCAUGACAAAAGGCAUCAGCUUUAUUAGCCAACAGAUAAGAAUUGAGCUAAAAAUAUAUCUUGAAUCAAUGUCUUUUUUUCCAGUUUACUUGAUUGUCCCUUAGUGCUGUUUGAAAAUGGGACAAUUUCAGACCUGCUUUUCAGUCCAACCAUGUUUAUUACUUAGUGCUUAAUUAAUUAAGUUAAGGUCUGUCUCACACGCCCAACUUUUGUACACUUAUUUAUUUUCGUUUUUGUAUAAAGAUGUAUUAUUAGCUCUAAUCAAAGAUAUUCAAUAUAUACCUUUUUUAAAAAAAGAAAA
Molecule: messenger RNA, 1319 nt
Organism: Cannabis sativa
Lineage: Eukaryota; Viridiplantae; Streptophyta; Magnoliopsida; Rosales; Cannabaceae
Product: tetraspanin-6
Exons: 2
Coding region: 198-1046 (282 amino acids)
Biological process (GO): auxin-activated signaling pathway
Cellular component (GO): plasmodesma; plasma membrane
Source: RefSeq, a predicted model, not a curated record